This is a messenger RNA of Acanthoscelides obtectus, 4537 nucleotides long. The record is from the annotation of a GenBank genome assembly. NCBI's taxonomy places the organism in Eukaryota, Metazoa, Arthropoda, Insecta, Coleoptera, Chrysomelidae.
CAAGAAGCAACACUAAGAAACAACUAGCAUGCCACAUGCUGUUCACUGUUGCCUCAGUGGACCAAUGUUGUGAGGUUGUGACCCAGCUUAAAAUGGCAACUGACUUUGACUUCGGUUCUGUCAGUCUGUCACUACUGUCGACUGUCUUGACUUUUUACAUUGGCAUCACGUUUUUAUUCUACUCAUCCUCAUUACUGACCUUUUUGAGAUUAACAAGGUAAACAAAAACGUAAACCUUAUUUUCUGAGUUAUAUUAAUUGAAAUAAUUUACAACAAUUGAGAAAAUCUAAACCAUUGCUGAUACUAUGCAGUGCCGCUCUAACCUUGCUGUACAUUACCUACUGCCGUAAACUUCAUCUCACCAACCAAAGGUAUCAGAAAAGAAAGUAGUACUGUUAAGGUACAACAUGGAGAAAAAGGAUAAGAUAACAAAUAACAUGGAUAGUAGUCAAGGACCUAACCAAAACAUUGCAAAACCUUCAGGCGGAGAGGUUGAAGAUAAGACAAAAUUAUCUGGGGCAAGAAGAAGGCGCCUAAGGAGAAUCUUAAACAGUGGAAUCCCUUAUGAGUUUGCUGUUCAGAUGGCAUAUGAAGAAGAAAAGGAAGAAGCUGAGGAACGACAGAUGAAUGCAAACUCUUCUUUAUCAGCUGAAGUUUCACGAAGAGGUUCAAAAAGCUACAAACAUGUGCAUAAGUCAGAGAACCUCAAGACAAAUAAUUUGUCUAGUGCUAAAAAGAAGAAGCAAGAAGAAAUGGAUGAAGCAACAGGUUCAGACAUCAAGAAAUGGAGAUAUAUGUCUGGGACAGGUAGAAUUCAGAAUUCAAAAGAUAUACCUAACAGAAAAGGUGAUUGGAGAGCUGGUAGUUCAGUACACAUUAAGGAAUAUAAAGCACCUUUUAUCCAUUCUAGGUCAUUUGCAGAAAGUAGUGCUUGGAUAGGAGAGACUAAGAGGUCUAUAAUGGGUGACCAAACACACCCAUGGAAAUUUAAUGAUAAUUUAAAAUUUAAAACAACCACAGUAGCAAGAGGGUGUAAAAGAACUUUUAAAAAAGAUAAUUCAGACUAUAGGGAGAGUAAUUCGAAAAGAAGUAAUCUAGCAAUUGGUGAACAUUCUCACCAAUCUCCAAAUUUCAAAUUUGGUGCUUCAGCAAUUAAGAACCCUAAAGAUAAAAUUUACUUACCUGUAAAAUCUCCAAAGUCACAUAUGCAAAGUAAUGAUGUUCUCACAUUUAAAGAAUGUGAGGAGGUUAAAUUAACUGGAUCAACGCAAAUAGAUUUAAAAAAAUUAGUAGCUUGUGGUGUCCCAUACAAGACUACUAAGGAAAAGGUAUUGAAAGACAAAGCUCAAAUGAAGAGCACAGGACAAAAAAAUUCUUCAAUGGAGUUAUCUGGAUCUAGCAAUCCAAGAGCUAGUCAAGUCAAGUACCAUUCUACAUCACCUUCAGAUAGUAGUAUUUCCAAACAAAACAUCAAGAAGGGAACAAGAUGGUCUAAUAAUGAUGGUCAAGCAAUAGAAUAUUCAUUGAACAAAUCCAACUUUAAAGUUGGGAACUCCAAAUCAUUGCUUUUAACAGAUAAUUCUUUUGGGCAAAUUCUCAAUAAGUGGCAAAAGCACCCUUCAGCUGCGUUGGCCAGUUCUAGUAGUAGUACUUUUAUACCAAAUAUGAAAUCCAGAAAGGAUCUAAAAUCUUUAUAUGUAGCAGGAUUACUUCACCCAGAAUAUCCAACAUCCAUUUUCACUAGAGACCAGUUAUUAACCCUUAAAGAGGCAGUAGUGGAAGCUGUUACAUAUAUUCCUGAUAACAUACCACAAGAGAAGAUGCAUUGCAUUCUGAGAUAUGGUUGGUUACAAAUAACCUGUGCAGAUGAGGCCAGUCUAAACAGUUUAGAAGGUGUGACUAAAAACCUACAGUCAUAUGGAAUGUUAGAAUUUGUAAAAGGCAAAGACCUACCAAAUCCUCAUGUCUGCGAGGCUUUCCUUCAUGAUGAUGCAGAGGGUGAACACCUUAUAGCACAAGAUGUGUUAAAACGACUGGAAAGGAUGAAUGAUGGUCUGGAUACUCAGACAUGGAUUGUACUGGAUCACAUAAUUUCAGGUCCAGGACAAAUAUGGACUUUUGCAAUUGAUGAAAUGUCACUGCAAACUCUAACAAGAGAGAGCUUCAGGCUUUAUUUUGGUUAUGAUAAAGUUCAGUUCCACCUGAAGUCUAUGGUAGAAGAAACCAUAGACUUAAGUGAUGAAACUUCAUCCAAUAUGUCUAUAAAUUCUACAACUGGUAGCAACUCCAAAGAUGUCAGUACCCCUGAGGGUACAUUAUUGAUGAAGGAUUCUUACACUAUGAAGUUUGAAAAAAGUUCUCCACAUAUGCCUAGGAACUCUGCUGCUGUUAUAUCUUGUAGCAACGCUAAUAUUGGAAAUAUCCCUGGGAGUGCAUCACAGAUGGGAUUUGCCAGCACUACCAAGUAUGGAAUGAGUUCUUUACCAUAUAUGCCUGUAAAUUCUGCCACUUUUAUACCUGGUGGCUACUUUGGAAGUGGAAAUAACCCUGGGGGUACAUCACAAAUGAAAUACUUUAGCAAUUCCAACUAUGGAAUGAGUUCUUUACCAUAUAUGCCUGGAAGUACUGCUGCUUUUAUACCUGGUGGCUACUUUGGAAGUGGAAAUAACCCUUGGGUUACAUCACAGAUGGAAUACUUCAGCACUACCAAGUGUGGAAUGGGUUCACCAUAUAUGCCUAGAAAUUCUGCUGCUGUUAAACCUGGCAGCAACUUUGGAAGUGGAAAUACCCCUGCGUGUACAUUAACGAAGAAAGAUUCCAGCACUACAAAGUAUGGAAAGAGUAGUGCUAAAGAUAUGAAUCCCUUUUAAUCACAUUAAGAGGAUGCAGUGUUGCAACGUGGUCUGGUCAGACCGGUGCAAGUAAAUCUGCAAAUAGUCAAGGACGUCAUAAUCGACCUUGACAAAAUUGUUUAGGGUUGAAAUCUAAAUCACCCUCAUCAAGGUACCUGGAACUCUCAACAGACAUCAUGUCAACUAACUGGUAAUUCUUCAAUGAGGUAUGAGACUUCUGUAGCAAAAGACUCUCCAAUUUGAGUAAAGCAGAGCUGUUAUCUGCCUGAUCAUCUACCAUGGAGAUGCAGAAAGCCCUUUCUACUGCUUAGACGGUUAUUGGGCCUGAAAUAUAGACCAAUGCCUACUGCUGAGCACUCAGUAAGCUUUUGAAUGCAAUAUGUUUUGGAGCAAGGUGUAUAUAACAUACACGUGCAUGUGCAUUCAUUUGGUCGCAGAGAUAUCUUCCCCAGAGGUCAUUAUUUUGAGUGUGUUCACUAUUGCUGUCCAGAAUGCCUAAAAUAGUUUCUCGGAGUAUAGCUUGUUCAGACAUCAAAGACCAGGAGGAAUAUGGCGAUGAAAAACCAUUACAUAUUUACUAUUGUAUCUGCGGACAAAUGACUUUAAUUUUGGACUGUUCGAUAGAAAAACUGCCACUUCGCAAAAGGGAUGGAGCCAGAGUUUUGGAUGGUGCAAAUCAUGCACAUAAGAUAACUUGUGAUUUAGAUGAAACAGUACAUAUUAAGAGAGCAGAUGGGAUUGAAAGACAACAUCGACUUAAAUGUAAAAAAUGCGGAUUACUUCUGUACUAUAAACAUGAUCCCAGUUCUUCAGUCAGUUUUAUUGUAAAUGGCUCUUUGAUAAAAAGCUCACGAGAAGGUCCAAUCAGCAAUAUUUAUAAUCAAGUUGCAGUUGAGAAACCAAAGAAGAUUAUGGUCACAAAGCAUACGAAGAACAUGGGAAAAUUCAGUUCAGUUACAGUUUCUACUAUUGACGAAGAGGAAGAUGAAAUUGAAGCUGAUAUCCAAUAAUUGGAGAGAAGAUUGAGAAAAAACAAUAUAAUUUUAUCAAAAAGAAACUGAAAACUCAAUCAAGGGAAUUGAAAGAUAUUUAUUAUAGACUGAGAUAUUAGAGUUGUGAUAGAGUGGUCUCUUACUGCUCCAUAUUCAAAUCAUAAUCCCAGUUAUUGAGGUAUAUCUUGAAAUGUUUCAGAGAGAAGUCGCUGACAGCUAUGCUAACAACGCCCGCAUAAUAGAAAAGCAGUUGGAGAGGAAAGGGAUGACGAAAAGGAAGCAGGAACAGGGGAGAAUUCAAGACAUAAAAAAAGUUCGUGGUACCUUGAUAGACAAGUGAUAAGACCUUAUAGUGCGCAUUUGUAUAUAUAUUUUGCAUAUUAAUAGUAUCUGAAUUUUUUUUGUGAAUGUUCUUUUAUAUAAAGCUGGUGGUAACUUGACAGAUACAUGAACAAGCAUCAUUGUAUUGCGUAUUUGUAACUAUUUUCAAAUUUUAUUGGUAUAAAUCGGAGAAUGAUAGAAUAUUUCAUAGACUUAUUUUUUGUAGAAUAUAGUUAAGUAUUUUUUUUCAAAACAGAAUUGCAUUCAAGAAUGUGAUUGUUUUGAACGUUAUUAGUUUUACGGUUUUGCAAUUAUUUUUAUGAAUGCUGUUUAUGUAACGUGUAUGAAAUUCAUGAGAAAAAUAAAGCAACA